Messenger RNA from Alternaria atra, 2439 nucleotides. RefSeq lists its product as uncharacterized. The coding region runs from base 1 to 2439 and encodes 812 amino acids. The transcript is spliced from 3 exons. Lineage: Eukaryota; Fungi; Ascomycota; Dothideomycetes; Pleosporales; Pleosporaceae. The record is from RefSeq and is a predicted model, not a curated record. Gene Ontology annotation, molecular function: GTPase binding.
AUGGACUCUCCCGAUCACGAGCACGCCUAUUCGGGCGACCUGGGAGAACCUACGAGGCCACGACAGCUGCCCUCGGAUCUGCCCACAUCCCUCAAUGACAGGCGACCUGUGACUAUUAUGAACGAAGAAACCGAGAUCUACGACGCCUGGCAGGGCCAGUCGCAAUUCCUCACCACGCCCAUGCCCGCUCGUCCACUUGACUUCAACCUUUCGCUCGACGACCCAACUUUUGGCGACGAAGACAUGCAGCAGCUUGAGGACAGUGACAGCCGACUAGUGCAGAUGUUGGCACACCAAGCGCGUCUAAAGAACGAAAAUGGAGGCGACGAAGCAAAGGUCGUUGCCGAUGAGAAGUUGUCACACGAGGAAAAGAGAGAGGCACUACAAGGCUUGUUCACACUAGCAGCGUCUAACGGUGAACUGGAAAGGGUAAAGCGGUUGCUGGAUGGGAAGGCGCGGGAAUACAUCAACAUCAACGGCGUCGACGCCGAGGGCACGCCGCCACUAGUCUACGCAAGUUGCUUUGGACACGAAGAUGUGGCAGCCACACUACUUGAGCAGGGCGCAAGUGUUGAUAUGCAGGAUAAGAAUCGCUGGACGCCGCUCAUGUGGGCUAUGACGAACCGACACAAGGAUAUCGUCAAGCUCCUGCUCGAUCAUGGCGCAUCGACAGAUGUCAAGUCUUCUGGAGGAAGAACCGCUUUCGACUUCGUUGAACCCAACACCGAGCUGUCUGACUACCUCCACGAGAGUGGAUACGCCAUUGGCAACGUAGGCGUCGGUGACGACUUCUACAGCUCUGGAUUUUCCCAGGACCGCUUCGAGCAGGAAAUGCAGGAAAACGACAUGAAGCGCCGCAUGAUGAUGGAAAGUGCUUUCAAUCUCGAGGUUGAUAUCGGUAAUCUAGGUCUGGACGAACAGCCCGAGUCACCCGAAGAACCAGAAGAAGAAGCACAAGAAUUUAUCUGGGACAGGUGUCUCAACGACCAGAUGUUUGUCUUCCAAGAAAGCGAGCUCGAACGUAUACUGGAUAUCAUCAUCACGAACAUGACGCCACAACGCUCUCCAUCGCAAAAGCCAGUGCCCGCAAAUAUACUCUUUCUAAGUGCGCGUUAUGCGCAUUACCAUGCGAAUCCUGAACUUCUGGAGACCUUGCUGGUAUCUGCUAUGAACAAGAUCAACGACGUUGUAGAGAAACAUCAGUGGGAUAUGACAGUGCUGGCUUUCUGGAUGUCUAACGCGACACUACUAUUGCAUUACCUCAAGAAAGACGGCGGGCUCAUGAGUUCAACUACCGAAUUCCAGCUGCAGAUGGCAGAACUUAUCAAUGAGAUUUUCAUCUUGAUUAUCCGUGAUGCCGAGCGCAGGAUGGACAAAAACUUAGAUCAGGCGAUGCUCGACCAUGAGCCCAUGCCUGGUUUCGAAGACGUGCAAUUCCAACACGAAUGGAAAAUAUUCCGUUCCAAGCCCAAAGCAAAGCCGAUAGAACCGCUCGAGAAACGCUUUCGGCCGCCAUCUCCAAAGCGCAGAGCACAGCCAUCACCGCGAAACAUCACCUCACUUCUCUCCUCAACCCUCUUCGUUCUUGAUCUGUACGAUGUACACUCCGUCAUCGCGGCGCAGGUACUAUCGCAGCUCAUCUACUGGCUGUCUGCCGAAGUCUUCAACCGCAUAAUGUCGAACCGAAAGUAUCUUGCGCGAACUAAAGCCAUGCAAAUACGCAUGAACGUCUCGACGCUCGAAGACUGGGCGCGUUCCAAUAAUCGACAACCUGAACACUACGAGAAUGGCUCCAUGACCUCCACCGGGGAGAACACUGCGGACGCUGCUAAACGCCACCUCGAGCCUCUGGUGCAACUUCUCCAAUGGCUACAAUGCUUUUCCUCGCUCGGAGAAGACCUAGAGUCGCUUGUCGGAACAUUGCAACAACUCACACGCCUGUCACCGCAACAACUACUACAUACCGCGAAAUACUAUCGACCAGAAGUGGGUGAAAAGACUCUUCCAAAAAGCGCUUCCAAAUACAUUGUACACUUGCAGAAAGCUGCCGCAGAUCGUAAAGCCGCGCGCGCAAGGUCACCCAAUCCGCCGCCCCAGUCCGAAUCUGUACCUUCCACACCAGUUAGAGGCACCUCCGACAAACCCCCGGAGCCUUCGCCUGCACCUUCGAGAAUGUCCGAAGAAGACGAAAAGGACGAAGCACCAGACGAGCUCCUCCUAGACCCUUCGUACAUGCUGCCAUUCUCACUACCAACAUCGACAGAUAUGCUCAUCACAUAUGGUGCCGGAUUCGGGGGCGUUAACAAAGAACGUGAACGAAAAUACAUUCCCACCGUACCACCCGAGUUUAUGGCCAAGCUGGACUUGAAUGGGGGUAGUAACAAAAAUGAAGGAUCCUACUAUCAGGAAUCACAAUGGAACGAUCCGAGCUAUGGGUGA